CUGCUAAUUUUUCGGUUACCUAAUCUGUACACGAUCGUUUGGUACAAACUCUGAAGACCAAUUCGAAUGCUUGUGUGCUGAAACUAGCUGAAUAUCUAAUAUUUCAUCCAAUAGCUGAAGGAAAUGGUAAAGCCACAUAUCAAAGACGAGUCAGCAUCGGUUGCUCUAGUCCAGUCUCGACUGAACCAGCUACAGCAAGAUCUUGACCUUGAACGUGAAACGAGGAUAAAGGUUGAGAGAAGAUGUUUGGAAUUGGAGCAUGAGCUGAGUAUUGUAUGUGAACAGCUUGAUGAAAGUGGUGGAGCUACAGCUUUAUUGCAAUGUAAACGGCAAGAGGAGGAAAUUCUCAAGCUUCGCAGAAGUCUGGAGGAUGCUGCCAGACAGCAAGAUGAUGCUAUUAGUGUUUCCAAAAUGAGGCACAGUCAAGAAAUGAGAUCAUUGCAAGAUGAAAUUGAUGGUUUGAAAAAGAUCAGAAUUAGACUUGACAGUGAAAAGACUGAAGUCACAUUGAUGUGUGAUCAAAUAGCAGAUGAACUUGAUGACACCAAAAGAAGUCUUGCAUCAUUCGAGCAGAAAGCUGGCCUAUUUGAAGAAAAAUACAAUGAAGAACACCUAAAGGCACAAGCAUUUGAGCGAUCUGCAACACAGCUAGAGUCACUGAAGAACAAACUGACGGAAGAAAAUGCAGACGUGAAGGAAAAGCUGGCCGUGCUGGAUAGGAACUGUUCUGAUCUUACAAAGACUAACAAGAAUCUUGAAGCAGAUUUGAUGGAACAGAAGUCAACACUAAAAAUUGUUACUAAGGCAAGAGAUGAUUUUAUCGAUAAGUACGAAGACAUCAAAGUUGAGUUCACAUCAAUUCAAAAUGCCCUGGAAGAUGAACAGGAAGCUCACGUAGAGGCCAAAAGGAGGCUGACCGACGUUACUAAUAAUUAUGACCAUCUCAAGCACUUGUAUGAAGUCGAGGCUCUACAGAAGAUUGAAGAAUUAGAAGAUGCAAAGAGGAAGCUGGCAAUUCGAGUAAGGGAGGUUGAAGAUACAAUAAAUGAACUUCAAGGGAAGCUGCCUGGUCUAGAGAAGGCAAAAGCCAGACUUUCUGCAGAAAAUGCUGAGCUUACUGAUGAGCUUGAAAGGACACACGGAGAUCUCAACCUUGCUGAAAAGGCUUGCAAGAAAAUGGACCAUGAAUUGCACGAUUUGAGGGGCAAACACGAACUGAUCGUUAUGGAGUUUCAGAACGGAGAGAAGCUGUGGAAGGAAACUUCUGCACAGCUCAAUAAAACAAGACAAAAGCAUGAAGAUGCUUGCGCUGAGCUGGAAAUAUUGAAAAGAGAAAACAAGAAACUACGUGAUGAUCUUGAGUCACUGAAGGAGGAAAUCAUUGUCGAAACUGCCAAGAUUAAAGAGCUUGAUGCUGCUAAAAGAAGAGUUGAAAUUGAAUACGAGGCAGUUACUGCAAUCUUGGAGGAGCUUGAGAUCACGGUGGAUGAGGAGAAAAUGAAUACCCAGCGGUCAAUUGCUGAAUUGAAUUUGAUUAUUAAUGAACUUGAAGAGAAACUUGGCAAAAGAGAUGAGGAACUUGAUAGCAUUAGGAGGGUUAUGCAACUGCAGCUCAAUGAUUUAGGCGAAAAGCUUGAGAAUGAAGUUCGCAACAAGUCAGAGCAGGCCCGUCAAAGGAAGAAGUAUGAAGAUCUCUCUAUUGAUCUCGAAGGUCAAGUCGAUCGCCUCAAUGCUACGAAUGCAGAUCUUGUGAGAAUAAAUAAAAAGAUAUCACAAGACUUAAAGGACUUUGAGAUGCGAUAUGACGAUGAGAGACUUAACCAUGACAAUACCAUGCAGUCUUGCCAAAGAGCAGAGAAGAAGCUGAAAGAAGCUACAAAAGCACUUAACGAUGCCAAGCUUGACCUUGAACAGGCUGAGCGUAUGCGGAAAGUAGCACAAACGGAGGUGGACGAAUUGACCGCGCGUUCAGAGCUUUUGCAAGCAAAGAACACAGAGAUGACGUUCUCCAAGCAGAAAGUGGAGAAGGAUCUGAACUCACUCAAGAUUGACUUCGAAGAUGCUGAAGACCGUGCCAAACUUGCAGAGGAGAAGGCUAAAAGGGUUUUAGGAGAGUUCGAUAAGCUCAACCUGGAGAUGAAACAAGUGCAGGACCAAGCAGCAAUAGCCGAAGUAGCAAGGGAGAGUAGUGAAAGGCAGGUCAGAGAGCUGCAAAGACACAUCGACGAGAUGGAGAGAGUUGGUGUAAGGCAACUGAAAAACGAAAUAAGGCUUCUAGAACGCAAGAUAUUUGAAGUGGAAGAGCAGCUCGGAGAAGAGCGUCGAAGUCUUGAAGAAAUGCGAAAGCUGCUUUCAAAGGCCGAGAAGCGGAACCGUGCACUGGAAAGUGUCCUUGAAGACGAGCGAAAAGCCUCUGAGAUUCUGCAUGUCAGGAAUGAAGGACUUAAUGCCAAAUUGAAGAAAAUGAGAGAAGCUGUUGAGACAUCGGAGACAGAAAUCGCCUCGUUGGUUGCCAAGUACCGCAAGUGUCAAGCAGAGUUAGAGGAUGCCGAGGACCGAGCAGAUGUUGCUCAUUCUGCCCUGUUAAUGAGAACAAAGACCCCCAAAUCAGGUAGAUCACGUGCAAUGACACCAGUGCCAAGAUCCCGUGCAAGGUCUCGCGCUCUUUCUCCAGAACCGCGAGACUAUAGAGAUUAUGAAUCAUCUGAAAGUGACGAUGGAAUUUAAAGCAUCCAUAGAUGUAGAGAGGCCUUGAUUGAUCCGUGUUCACUUGGCUUUGAAUAUUAAGGUAUUAAUAAUUUAUUGUAUAUUUAAUAGGUAUUCAACAAACUUAAUGUUCCCUCUAAAGAGAGCUCUUGAAAAUGAAAAACACCCACAUAUGGAAACACUCUUUGCAAUGCUACCGUGUUCUUUAUUUUUUCAUAUUAUCUGAGCACAAACGUUUUCAUCUUUUCAAGCCUGCACUCUUUGGUAUUCUUUAAAGCUCAUAUUGAAGUGCACAAAAUCCUAAGGAACAUUUUUAUAGGCAAUUUUUUGUUUUUUAUUUAGCUUAAUCUUAAUGGAUGCCAUGAAAACUAGCCCCUGACAUCACAUGGUCACUCGUUAAAGAUUAUUAAACUGAAUCUGUUAACGGACAAGAUCACGCCUGUUCUACAACAGGAAAAUUUUUGACAAAAAACUCAUCGAUUCCUUUUGAAACAUUUCCCACAUGCAAUAAACCUCGACUUGUCAAUAAAUUAUCUCCCGUGACGAGAAUUUCACAUCCAUGAUAACCCCCGUACGCCAUUUGUUGGUACAACUUGACUAUAUGAAUAAUCAUUUUUAUUUUUCUCCUCUAACGAUUGGUAAAAUGUUAGCAGUUCGUUGGUGUGGAUUGUCAAUAUUUGUCGUAAAUUUUCUGUAAAACGACAAAGUUUCCUGUUUGCUGCCCCUCUUUUCUUGUAGAUGUAAGGGUGUGUUUGUGAUAACUUUCCCAUGGACGCAUAAGCGGUAAAAAUUUACACUGUGUGUUCUUGAACAGUCAAUUUUAUUUGAUUUGGUAAAUCCUUGUGUGGUGUGUUUUAUAAAUUCAGUUCAAUCGCUAUAAUUUAUUUUUCGCUUUUA
Rhopilema esculentum is the source of this 3603-nucleotide messenger RNA. RefSeq lists its product as uncharacterized. Gene Ontology annotation, cellular component: myosin complex. The record is from RefSeq and is a predicted model, not a curated record. NCBI's taxonomy places the organism in Eukaryota, Metazoa, Cnidaria, Scyphozoa, Rhizostomeae, Rhizostomatidae.